Messenger RNA from Cladocopium goreaui, 1828 nucleotides. NCBI's taxonomy places the organism in Eukaryota, Dinophyceae, Suessiales, Symbiodiniaceae. The record is from the annotation of a GenBank genome assembly.
GGGUUUGGGUUUGGGAAUGAUCCUGGGGUGGCAGCCUUCCGGGCUGGAGAAAGCAUCAUGGCUGGGCCAUGUGCAGCGGCUACGUGAUCUGCUUGAUGAAGAGUGCCUGGAAAUACGGAGCCAUUUGAGCAGUGACUCAGCUGAGCCUGAGAGUGAGAUCCCGGUGGCCAGAUGGAACCAGGAUCUCCCGGAUGGAUCCGAUGGCGUCUCUGGAGCCUUUGCUGAGCUGCAAGAUGAUUGGACGGGUCGGGAAGCCAAUGUGGUGGCCCUCAUCAAAUCUGCAUUGGCUUUGGCGAGCCUCUACCAACAGAGUGCCCUUAGCAAACUGAGGGCAAAGGCAGAGGCAGAAGAUGCUGAGGCUGACGGGUUAAAGGCUGCCGGCAGCGCGAAAAGCGUUGAAAGACAGUGGCCAGAUGAAGCGUCAGGAGAGUGGUCUCUGGUGGAAGCGAAACACAAAGCUCAGCAGUUGGAGGAUGAGCGUUUGCGGCAGGAGACGGUCAAAGACGGUUCAGUUAUUGCAGAUUUUGCAUCGAGGACUGCCACAUCCGCGCCCUUCAGAGCAACGCUCGACAAGGCCGUCUCCUCCAGAAGCGACGCCGAGAAGCGGCACUUCGUGGCUUACUCCACGGCAGAUGCUGAGGCGGCAGAGCAGCGAGGAGAGCUUCGCCGGAAGUUGUCUGAGGCCGAAGUGGCUCGUAUGGUAUUGUAUCACACCAUUCGUCCCUUUGCGGGUUGGUUUUCGAUCUUCCAAGCCAUGGUUAGCACGAUGGAUAUCGAGACUACUCCAAACUUUGGGGACCUGAAGGGCAUCAGCGACAGUCAAAUUCGCCUGGGCUUCAUCCGGAAGGUCUAUGGCAUUGUUUGCACUCAGGUUGUUGCCACAGCCGUCUUUGCAGCCCUUUGCUGUGGACCUUUGAGGCAUCCGGCCACCAGCUUUGUGAUGCACUGGCCCAGCACCUUUCGUUGGGGCUCUUUGAUUGCGACAGGCUUGUCCCUGCUGCUAUGCCAUGCAGGCAAGAACAGUUAUCCCGUGAAUUUCGUGGGCCUCUGUGCUCUGACCGCCGUCAUGGCAUGUGAUGUGGGGGUCAUCAGUGCCCUUGCCGCUUCAGCGGGCAUGGGCUCGUUGGUGGCAGAGGCGGCUGUGAUCACGGCCCUACUGGUGGCAGGCUUGACGCUAUACACCUUCCGCUCCAAACGCGAUUUUUCCUUCUUGGGCGCUGCGCUAUGGCCUUUGACGUUUGGCUUUUUUGGCUUUGGCUUGCUGUGCAUGUUCUUCCCCUCCUUGAACACCGGCAUCGUGGGUCUGUUGGUCUCUUUCGCGGGUGCUGGGAUCUUCUCGGCCUACCUGGUCUUUGACACCUGGCGCAUUUCCCAAGAAUUGGACGUGGACGAUUACGUGGAGGGUGCCAUUCAGCUCUACAUGGACAUUGUCAACCUCUUCCUCUACAUCCUGGAAAUCCUCAUGCAGUUGAGCAAGGGCGACAGCGCCUGCGGCGGCAGCGAGCUUGCGGAUUUGCAGAUCCGAGGAAUGCCCAGUGGAGGCGUCAUGGAGGCACAGACCCAGGGUGUGGACACCGUGAUGGCCACCCCUCGGCAGCACUACGAGCCGCCUAGCGCCUCCAGAUCGCUUCCGGCGACUAUCCCAGAGAAUAGGCCGUUGGGAUAUCUUGGGAUCCCUUGUGAGGAGGCCUGCGAAGAAGCCCGGUGCUCCCAUGCCCACAGACCUGCGAUCUUUAGGCAAGUUGCUGAGUGGAAGUGGGAUGUUGGGCAAGUGAGGCAGCAGUCAGGGACAGAGUUUCACCGGUGGCGAAAAGGCCCAAAGAAUUAG